AUGGCCGAAACUUUCAUAGCUGAUUUCCCGGCCAACUAUACAAACGCCCUCGUGGUUGGUACUAAUAUUUGUGGUACAUUCACCAGCCUUCUUUCAAUAAUAACCACCGUAGCAUUUCCAAGCAAUUACAAAACUGUGGCGCUGAUUUACUUCUCAAUUUCACUUGCGACUCUCGUCUUAUGUGGCGUAUCGUUGAUAUACGUCACACGACUCAAAUUCUACAAGUUCUACGUGAGGAAAGGAGAAUUGAGUCGUAUCGCCGAACAUUCUACUCGGCCCAGUUUACGACAGUUCUACGAGACUUUCAAAGGCGUGCGUAUUACUAUACUUCUGAACAGUUUUGCCGCAGUUUAUGAUGUGGGGAGCAGAGGUCCCCAAGGGACUGAGAAGAGCUUUCCAGUGAUUCCGAAUCGCUUCUAUAGCUGUUCUUUCGCUAAAUUAGCCCUAUACUUUAGUGCUGGAUGCAAUUACUCAGUAUAUUUCUGGUAUUCUUCGUCACGCUCUCCGUGUUUCCCACCAUACUCGCAGGUACUACGCCUAAUCGAAAAGGGGAACCCUGGAACAGCGCCAUUUCAAAGGACCUGUAUCCCGGCCUCACAACAUUCCUCAACUUCAAUCUCUUCGCAGCAAUCGGCUCAUCAACCGCUAAUUUCAUACAAUUCGUGA
This is a messenger RNA of Cooperia oncophora, 666 nucleotides long. Lineage: Eukaryota; Metazoa; Nematoda; Chromadorea; Rhabditida; Trichostrongylidae. The record is from the annotation of a GenBank genome assembly.